AUGGAAUCCGAAUCCAAAGGGCCAACAGGCCAAUGCCCUUCGUUCAUAGAAAAUAUCCCACUCGAACUUCUAUCCGAAAUCAUCGGCUUCCUCGACAUGAGGUCUGACAUGAUUUCACUCCUCCAAACUUCUAAAACUAUGUACUACGGAACCUACCCACAUUUUUGGCGUACCUUUGAACCUGUAUUUCAGGACGGCGCAAAAGAAUGCGAUCUCGAAAAAUUACUUACCAUCACCAACGAAAAAGGUGUCAAUGCCAUGGGUUUCAAUCACAUCAAAGAAAUAAGAUUUUUUUCCGGUCAUAUGAGAUCAUCCCUCCGGCGAUUAUAUGUGGGUGAGGCUGCGUGCGCGGCAAGGAGACAAUAUGACAAGUUCUUUCCUGGCGAACUAUUCGAUAUAUUCUCCGAUAAGCUUGCAUCCGGGGAAAUGACACUUCGGCGCGUGAGACUACACUUGGUGGAAGCUGGAUGCGCUAGCGAAAGCGCCCUAAACUUUCUUCGGGUUUUGAAAGAAUAUUCAAAGUCGAAUAGAUUAUCGAUCGACGCAACCACCGACAUGUGUAACCGGUGUACAUAUGCCCGCUGCCUUCAAAUAGAUGCUUUCGCAUUAGAAUGCUUUACACAUCUACAACUCCCAUUUCUUAGUAGUGCAUCGCUUACUACAGAACAUGAUACUAUAGAAGAGAUAGAGGUGGUUGUCAAAAUACUACAACUGACCAAAUCACUGAAACAGCUCGAAUUGAUGGGGAAUAAACACGCCAUGGAUUGUGAUUUUCCAAUCUCCAAGCUUCCCCAGCUAGAAGAUCUGCAGAACGCAGUCACAAACUUAAAAUACCUUAAAUGUCUUAAGGUUUUGGGCUUGAUCUUCCAUCCUUCAUUCUUUCUUAUUCCUCCUGAUAGUGUUACAAAAUUGGGUCUGACGCAAAUAGUCUCGAUUUCAUGGUGGCGAAAAUUCGCACAAUGCCCUCUAGUAAACGUAACGGAACUGAAGAUGAAAGCAUCCUAUCUCGGAGCAAGAACCAGUAGAGAGCCGUCCCGCUGGUUAGGAGAAGAUGAUAAAGAAGCCAAUGAAGCAAAGGACAAGAAUUAUAAAUUUUUUCUUGGAGGGUUGGCAAUGCAAAACUUGAGAAAAUUUGUAUCACGCCGGCCAUACUUCUACUGGCCCGAGGAUUUUUGGGAUUUAUUACAUGAACGAAAUAAAGGGAUUGCAAUUGAAAAAAAGUAG
Orbilia oligospora ATCC 24927 is the source of this 1224-nucleotide messenger RNA. RefSeq lists its product as uncharacterized. Lineage: Eukaryota; Fungi; Ascomycota; Orbiliomycetes; Orbiliales; Orbiliaceae. Gene Ontology annotation, molecular function: protein binding. Bases 1 to 1224 code for a protein of 407 amino acids. The record is from RefSeq and is a predicted model, not a curated record. The transcript has 2 exons.